AUGGUCGCCCACCUCCAUCCGCGUUCGCGAUCCACCAUGUCGCUCUUCAGCGGCUGCCUCGCAAUCUGCUUUGCGGUCGUUGCAGCUCCUCACGUCCUCCCGUGUCCUGUCGACAAGACACAGCUCGCCGACAGUGCCUCGCCAGACGGAGAGCCCAGACGCCGAAGACGCCGCAAGCAGUCUGCUCCUUCUCCCGACUCUGAUCAACAAGACGACAACGAUAUGAGCUCCUUGAGCGACAUGGAGCGCCCCAAGCGCGAAUGUCCCGUGCCAAAGCCCAGCGGUCUUAUAGGCCAGGUCAUGGGUUUCAAACCACAAGAGCAACGACAAAAUCCUACCAUCAUUAUCCAGACGCUGCGCGACCGCCAUACCAGACAAGACACAGAAUCGGGCGACAACUCCUUGUAA
Aureobasidium melanogenum CBS 110374 is the source of this 408-nucleotide messenger RNA. RefSeq lists its product as uncharacterized. The transcript has a single exon. Lineage: Eukaryota; Fungi; Ascomycota; Dothideomycetes; Dothideales; Saccotheciaceae. Bases 1 to 408 code for a protein of 135 amino acids. Gene Ontology annotation, biological process: mitochondrial respiratory chain complex IV assembly. The record is from RefSeq and is a predicted model, not a curated record. Gene Ontology annotation, cellular component: mitochondrial matrix.